CUCUAUGGUGGCUCAUUUCAGCUUGUUCUCGAGCAUGUUCUAUAUGGAUAUCGCUUUACCCGUACUUAUUCUGUGUUGCAGGAGAAUCACAUAGGAACAACUUGACUUAUUUUGUGUUGGCCCCAUGGUUCAUCCUAGUCCUGGUUGUUUCUUCAACCUAUACGGCAAGCUUUACUUCCAUGAUAACAAGCUCAGAGACCGAGUCGUCGUCUCUCUUAGAUGUAGAGAAUCUUAAGAAAACAAAUGCUAUUGUGGGUUGUGAUAUGGAAGAUUCGAUUAUGGCCGAGUAUUUAGUGGAGUUCGUUGGGUUCCAAAGAAAGAAUAUGAAGCACAUUGCUCCAUCAUCGAUUGAUGAUUAUGCAAAGGCUCUAUCAAGUGGAAAUAUAAAGGUUGCAUUCUUUUGGGCACCUUAUUGGGAUGUUUUCGGAGCAAAAUACUGCAAAGGUUUCAGAGCUUGGGGUCCAAAAUGUGAUCUACGCGGUUCUUCAAUUAUUUUUCCACGAGGUUGUCCGUUUGUUCCAGAUAUGGCAGAGGCCAUGCUGCGGUUACGAGUGAGUGGAAAAUUGGAUCAAAUGAAGGAAGAGAUGUUAUCUUCUUCGGAUUGUUCGAGUUCAACAAUUGGUGGCACCAUAAAACGAGGAAUAGGACCCGGACCAUUUUCAGGUUUGUUCAUUUUGUCAGGCUCGACGUCUGUAAUUGCAAUGGCAAUCACAGUUAUUGGACGGAUGAGGCGGCGCUGGGAGAGUUUCAUACAAGGAAUGCUGAUGGGUAGAGGGCUUUGGGUGUGGAUGACUACUCUGUUUUCUCAAAACCAGAGGGGAAAUCAGCUUCAGCUUCAACUGGCGAGGACUAGUUCAUCUUCCCCGACACAGCUUUCCGGCUCAUAGCAUCAUCAGUUUAAAUGACCAUCACAUGAAUAUGUCACGUUAUGCUGUUACUGCUACAAUAAGUUAAUUACAUGAUUUGCCACUAGCACCUUAUGUUUGUACUAGAGGUGCUGAGCUGAAUCCCUGAAUUACCAGAUAGGUCAAUUGUUUGUCUUACUUAAACUUGUAGUUUAACUGUUAUUUAAGGCAGUAACUAUACGAACAAAGUGAUUAAAGUGAUUAUUGUUAUUUUUA
This is a messenger RNA of Hibiscus syriacus, 1121 nucleotides long. RefSeq names its product glutamate receptor 1.3-like. The coding region runs from base 180 to 887 and encodes 235 amino acids. The record is from RefSeq and is a predicted model, not a curated record. Gene Ontology annotation, molecular function: ligand-gated monoatomic ion channel activity; signaling receptor activity. NCBI's taxonomy places the organism in Eukaryota, Viridiplantae, Streptophyta, Magnoliopsida, Malvales, Malvaceae. Gene Ontology annotation, cellular component: plasma membrane. The transcript is spliced from 2 exons.